Molecule: messenger RNA, 4049 nt
Organism: Myxocyprinus asiaticus (Chinese sucker)
Lineage: Eukaryota; Metazoa; Chordata; Actinopteri; Cypriniformes; Catostomidae
Product: volume-regulated anion channel subunit LRRC8D-like
Exons: 2
Coding region: 329-2827 (832 amino acids)
Molecular function (GO): protein binding
Source: RefSeq, a predicted model, not a curated record
UCAUUCGUCCAAUGAAAUGCGCGGUUGACGAGCGGAACAACUCCGUCAUUGUCGGGAGAACUACAAGUCAGAGCAGGUAGAAAAAGGAAUGACACACUUUAAACCUCUCGCAGAGUUUAACCCGGGUAGUGGCAUUUAUAACGUUGCCAUGAAGAUACUGUGCUGAAAGAGGUUUAUUUGGUGCGGAUUAUAUAAAUAUAUUUGACUUUCGUAGUGCGUUCCCCCCUCAAAGAUAACUUUUGACAAAUACAGUCUACAACAAAAUGGCAAUCGAGAUAAAAACAGCACGCACUCUUCCAUCCGAGUGAAAAACGUCAACAGAAACAAGAUGUUUAGUCUCACUGAAGUCGCCUCCCUUAAUGACAUCCAGCCAACCUACCGCAUUCUGAAACCAUGGUGGGAUGUAUUCAUGGAUUAUAUUGGGAUAAUAAUGUUGAUGUUAGCCAUAUUUUCUGGGACUAUGCAGUUAACCAAAGACCAAGUUGCAUGCCUUCCCUUUCUCGAGGAAAGGGUGCAAUCACGGAGCGCAAGUUCAGACACAACAAAAAAACCACUUGAAAGUUACACAUCGGUUCUGGGCACAUCUCCCUCAACAACUAAAGAUCUUCCUGGCAACGUUGUACAUGAAAUUCAUAACACUCAACCCUUUACCUUUAAUGUGGAACAGACCCGAACUCAACAUGGGCCCAAAGGACGUCAAACAAACCUAGAUUAUCAGCAGUAUGUUUUUGUCAACCAAAUGUGCUACCAUGAUGCCUUACCGUGGUAUAACAAAUACUUCCCUUACCUUGCACUCAUACACACCAUAGUGCUGAUGGUAAGCAGCAAUUUUUGGUUCAAGUACCCAAAGACCAGCUCAAAGAUUGAACACUUUGUUUCCAUUUUGGGUCGGUGCUUUGAAUCACCGUGGACAACAAAAGCAUUGUCUGAAACAGCUUGUGAAGAUUCUGAGGGAAACAAGCAGAGGUUCACCGGCGGUGCAGUUUUCCAGAAGCACGUAUCGUCAGAGGACUGCAACAGUCAGUCUUCUCCUUUGAUUGACACUCCUGUGGUGCAGUUUCCUACUGAAAAGCUCAUUGCAGAAGUCCCCAGCUUGACCAUCUUGGACAAAAAAGAUGGAGAACAGGCCAAGGCUCUUUUCGAGAAAGUGCGAAAAUUUCGAACUCAUGUAGAAGAUAGUGACUUCAUCUACAAACUCUACGUGGCUCAGACAGUGAUAAAAGCUGUGAAGAUCGUUUUGAUCUUGAGCUAUACAUCAACGUUUGCUGCCAGGAUAAAUUUCGGUCAUAUAUGCAAACCUAAAAUCGAACAUUUGACUGGGUAUGAUCAAUUCUUUUGCACUCACAACAUGGCCUUCAUGUUGAGGAAACUCCUCUUCAGUUUCAUGGCUAUGAUAUGUCUCUAUGGACUGGUGUGUUUGUAUACCCUCUACUGGCUCUUCAGGAGACCUCUUAAAGAAUACUCUUUUGAGAAAGUCAGAGAGGAAAGUAGCUUUAGUGAUAUUCCUGAUGUAAAGAAUGACUUUGCAUUUCUUCUGCAUAUGGUAGACCAAUAUGACCAGCUGUACUCCAAACGCUUUGGUGUAUUUCUCUCUGAGGUUAGUGAGAACAAGCUACGAGAAAUUAGCCUAAACCACGAGUGGACAUUUGAAAAAUUGCGUCAGCAUGUGACAUGCAAUGCUCAAGACAAGCAAGAGCUUCACCUCUUCAUGCUUUCAGGACUUCCUAAUGCCGUGUUUGAUCUCACUGACUUGGAAAUCCUCAAGUUAGAGCUGAUUCCUGAGAUGAGGAUUUCAGCUAAAGUUUCUCAAAUGACAAAUCUACAGGAACUGCAUCUGUAUCACUGCCCUGCUAAAGUUGAACAAACAGCGUUCAAUUUUCUCCGUGACCAUUUGCGAUGCCUUCACGUGAAGUUUACUGAUGUUGGAGAAAUUCCACCUUGGAUUUACAUGUUGAGGAGCCUCAGGGAACUGAACUUGGUUGGUAACUUAAACUCUGAACACAACAAGAUGAUUGGUUUGGAGUCACUAAGAGAUCUGAGACAUUUAAAGUCAUUGUACCUCAAAAGCAAUCUCAACAAAAUACCCACAAAUCUCACAGAACUGUCACCACAUCUCAUCAAACUGGUGAUACAUAAUGAUGGAACUAAGUUAUUGGUACUAAACAGUCUCAAGAAGAUGACAAGCCUGGUUGAUUUGGAUCUCCACAACUGUGAGUUGGAGAGGAUUCCUCAUGCCAUUUUUAGCUUGACUAACUUGCAAGAACUGGAUUUGAAAUCAAACCAUAUCAGGACCAUUGAGGAGGUCAUUAGCUUUCAGCACUUAAAGAGAUUGUCCUGCCUGAAAUUGUGGCACAACAAAAUCAUUGCUAUUCCACCAUCUAUAGGCCUAGUGAAGAGUCUAGAGUCACUGAUUAUCUGUCACAAUAAACUGGAGACCCUUCCUCCAGCUCUGUUUUAUCUUCCCAAACUGAGGCACCUGGACCUCAGCCAAAAUUCCAUCUCUAGUGUACCAGUUGAGAUAGGACACCUGCAGAACCUUCAACAUUUUGCUAUCACAGGGAACAAGGUAGAGUUUCUUCCUAAUCAAUUAUUUAAAUGUACCAAACUGAAAGUGUUAUGUGUGGGUCAUAACAGCAUCUCCAACAUCCCAGAGUCAAUUGGGCAAUUGAUACAACUGUCACAGCUUGAGCUAAAAGGAAACUGUUUAGACUGCCUUCCAUUACAACUUGGCCAGUGUCGCCUUCUUCGCAAGAAUCUCCUCUUUGUGGAGGAUCAUCUUUUUGACACACUGCCUAUUGAGGUAAAGGAAAGUAUCAGUAGAGACUAAUGUGUCAUUAACUAGUGGCUUAUAAGUGGGCCUCAAAGACAGAAAGCAAAAACACGUGGCACAAUAGUAUGGAGGAACAUUGCACAAAACAGGUUUGUGCUUACAUCUGUACAGUUUGCUUCUGUUAGCCUAAUGCAGACUAUGCUUAAAUUGACACUUUUGCAAUGUCUGUAACAAGCUUAGAUGAUGCAUUCAUUUAGUUGCAGACAAAAGGUGUUUAUGUAGGGUUUUCUUUUGAAAUUGCCUGAUAUAAAUCAAUUGCCCUGUAAAUAUUUUUAUUGUUUACAUUCAUUUGCAUUAUUACUUUUAGUAUAUAAGAAAAGUGGAUCUUUUGGCUAUUGACCAAAGUGAAUUCCUAAAAAUAGGAUGAGCAUCUGUACUCAUGCACAUACAUUUCAAUUUUAACCCUUGUGCGUCAAUAAAAAAAAAGUUACUCAGAGGUCCUUCGAGGACAAAAAUGUCCAUGUAAAAAAAUUGCCAUCAAAAUUAUUAUUAAUAUUAUUUUCCACUUUGACUGACUUUUUUAACCAACAUCAGUCCUGAUCAUAACUACCAAAUAUUCAUUCAUUUUCAGGAUUUUAACCCUUUAAAUGGCAGUUUGUUUACAUAAUGCCACUGUUUUUUACACACAUUUCUCAAUACACACAUACAAAACACACUCUGACAUCCAUACCAAUACACCCACACAAUUUUAGUUGCAUUGUUUAUUCAACUGGCCUGCAUUGCUCUAUAAUACAGUUAACAGAAAAUAGGAAAAAAGCAUGUAUUUGCUCCAUAGGCUAAACAUGAAAAAAAUGUCACCAUCUGGUGGAAAAUAUUAGAAAUUUAAAUUUUGAAGCCAGGGCUCCGGAAUGAUAGCAUAUCACAGAAUUUAGGAUUUUAUGCUUUAAUGGCUCUGGGAUCAAAUAUUGCAGUUUUAAUGGGUUUCAAUGGGAACAUUUUUGUCCUGAAGGUCCUGAGUGUAACUAUUUUGUGUAUUUUAGAAACUGAGGUUGAAAUAUAUAAAUUCCCCCAAAAAUACACACCUUUGGCAAAAUUUAUGCCAUUGGCAUUAACACAGCAAAAUGACCCUAAGGUCGCACAAAGGUUAAAACUAAAUUACCAAAGGACUGUAUGCCACAUAUUAUUUUUCUUUUUUUUUUUUCCUUCUUUUUUUAAAGGUUGCUUUUGAUUGCAUAUUGUAAAGCAAAGAAUAAAUUAAAAUGUUUUUAUAUAUUAUGUA